Molecule: messenger RNA, 1050 nt
Organism: Lottia gigantea (owl limpet)
Lineage: Eukaryota; Metazoa; Mollusca; Gastropoda; Lottiidae
Exons: 2
Coding region: 1-1050 (349 amino acids)
Source: RefSeq, a predicted model, not a curated record
AUGGAAGUAGGGCAUAUAAUGACUCGGGCGUCUGCCGGGGACCCCCUGCUGUGUUUGGACCCUAAGUUACAUAAGUUAAGAAAAUCCGCCGAAAAACACAGUACGCCUAUGAAACGAAUGAUUUCUUCAUAUGAAGGAGCACCAUCAGAAAUAAAUCCUGAUAACAAUUCUAGAAACCUAGAACUAUUCUCUGUACAUGAUAUUGCCAAUAAUUCUAUCUACGAUAUUGUCAACACUCCUGCCUAUGAUAUUAUCAACUCGCCUACCCAAAAUAAUGUCAACACUCCUGCCCAUGAUAUUAUCAACUCGCCCGCUCAAAGUAUUGUUAACACUCCUGCCCAUGAUUUUAUCAACUCACCUGCUCAAAGUAUUGUCAACACUCCUGCCCAUGAUUUUAUCAACUCACCUGCUCAAAGUAUUUUCAACACUCAUGAUAAUUUAAAUACACCUCCCGUCCACAAUAUUGUCAACAAUCCAGCGCAUAGUAUUGUCAACACUCCUUUGCAUGAUAUCAUCAACUAUCCUUUACACGAUAUUGACAACGCUCCAACUUUCCAUGAUAUUCUUACCUCUCCUGUUAACGAUGUCAACAAUCCAGAAUCAUCAACUAUUCAAAAUGUCAUUGAUGAAAUGAUUACAAAGGCUGAAAUGCAUCAUACCUCUUCACCUGACAAAUCAUUGGAAUCUGGACACCAAGUUAGUGAUUCUGACUACACCCUUGAAGAUGAUACUGCUUUUGAUGAUGAUACAGUUCAGCUAAAUCCGUCCAAAAAAGCCAAAAAGGGGAAGGCUGGUUACACAAAAUGGAAACAAAAUCUAAAUCAAAGCCGAAGAGAGAAAGGUUUGCAGUACUUUGGGAAAACAAAAGAUGGUGAAACACUUAAAGAUGCCAGGAGCCUAAAACCACGCUGUAACUGUACAUUGUCUGGGAAUAGGAAAUGUGUCGAGUUCACAGAGGAAAUGAGAAAAUCGAUAACAGAGGAAUUUUGGGGUCAUAUGAGUUGGGACCAGCGACAUAUUUUCAUCAACUCUAUGGUGGACAAGAUUUAG